This is a messenger RNA of Cannabis sativa, 1455 nucleotides long. RefSeq lists its product as uncharacterized. The record is from RefSeq and is a predicted model, not a curated record. The transcript is spliced from 2 exons. Gene Ontology annotation, molecular function: nucleic acid binding; 3'-5' exonuclease activity. Bases 99 to 1106 code for a protein of 335 amino acids. NCBI's taxonomy places the organism in Eukaryota, Viridiplantae, Streptophyta, Magnoliopsida, Rosales, Cannabaceae. Gene Ontology annotation, cellular component: nucleus; cytoplasm.
UAUAUAUAUGUAUAUAAGGACACUCCCUAAUAUCAACUGUCAACAAUUCCUUAACGAAAAGAAUCAAAAACGUACGAGAGAGAAGAAAAGAUUGAGCCAUGGAAGUAAGCGUGAUCAUGAUGAGAAAAAUUGAAGAAGCCGUGGAAGGAAGCAUUAAAAGAAGAUCAUCAGAGAUGGAACAAUUAGUCAAUGCCAUGGAAAGAUCAAGAAGAGGAGAUCAUCAUAAUCAAGGUGUAGCUGUUGCCAUGGAAGUAAGCAUCAGACGCACUUUCCCAAACGAUUUGUUUAACUUUGUCGUUCAAAUAUUCUCAACAUGGCCACCCAUACUGGGCGGUGGCCGAAUAUUAUUAUUCACUGUUCACACCGUCUGGGCUGAGAUCGAAGACGACGCCAAGAAAUGGGUUUCAUACAUCCAAAAGCUUUUCCGUAAACGACGUCGCAUCAUCCUUGCUCUCUCCGCCGAUCGCAGUCUUAACUACCCCAAUGGAAACUUCAAUACUCUAAUCUACAACAAGAAAGAUCACAAAGACCAACCGUACGAGCUGUUACAGAUUUGCAUUGAAGAUCAAUGCCUUAUCUACAAAUUAGAUAGCAUUGGCCAAAAAUUCAACCCAAAAGUGCUGAAGGAUUUGCUUCACGACAGCCGCGUGACGGUGGUCGGAGUGGGUAUAGAGAAUGUGGCGAGGCGGUUGGAGGAGGAUCACGGUUGGUUCAUGCCUAAAGUGGUUGAACUGCGAGAUUUGGCGGCCCAGGCCCAGGCCCAAACCAAGGCCCAAAAGGCAGAUAUUCAGGGUAGUACUAGCGGUCAUGAUAAUGGAAAGAAGAUCAUGACGAAGAAGGUGAUGAUGAUGAAAAGAAACUUUAGCCGAUUUGGUAUAGCGAAGCUGGCGAAAGUGGUUUUGGGAAAAGAGAUGAACAUUGUGAAACCCACCAACAUUCGUUGGUGGUCAGUCUCUGACAACUUUAAUCGACCACCACGAUUCCAUUCCGAAGACCUAAUUAAGUAUGCCACCGUUGAAGCUUUUCUCAUUUCCCAAAUGGGCACCAAGCUCAUUAUUCUCGACUCCAAAACUGAUGCUACGACGUCGUCUCAGGAUCUUAAUUAAUUAGUCAGCGCUGUUUACGUUUACUUCUACUACUAUACUACGAUGACGACGUCGUUUCAUACCACCUGACUACUACUACUACGACGACGUCGUUUUAGGAUGAUCGAUAUAAGCCUCUUGCCUACUCUUUACCUACUUUCUUACCACUAAUACUCUGUUUCAAUAUACAGGCCUAUCAUGAGAUUUCUGUGUACAUAAUAAUAAGGAGAAUAAUCUUCAAAAUUGCAACAAUUUACGUAUACGUCGUAUUCCUUUUCUCGUUUUCUUGGCUACUGCCGUUUCUUUGUGAAUUCUGUCGUUUCUUCCAUCCAGUGCUGUUUUAAUAAAGAUUGUUCCGUCUGUGGUGUAA